UAUAUAUAGAUAGAUAUACAUAGUAUAUAUGUGUAUAUUGUGUGUACUAUAUAUGUGUAUGCUAUAAUAUACAUAAAGAAAAUUUAUAUAUUCAGUUUAUAUAUCCAAUCAAUUUCUAUAUUCGCUGAUUGACUGACAUUUAGAUUGUUCCAAUGUCUUGGCUACUCAGAAACAGAAAGUAGAAUGUUGCUUGUCAGGGCCUGAGGGCUGGGAAAAGGGCAGGUGUUGGUCAAAAGGUACAAACUUUGAGUUAUGAAUGAGCAAUGUUCUAGGUCAACUAUAUCUCAUAAAGCUGGGAAAAAUCAUUAGCAGACUGACGAAAUCAUUAGCAUAUUUGAUGUGUGAGCACAUUCUGUCCCUGUUAAUCUCACUGGAACAGGCCUAAUACCAAAAACCAGGGAAUCUCCUGCGGAAAUAGCCCCCUUUGUUCAUCUGGUUCUCUCCGCUCCCCCUCUCCUCACUAUACUUCCCUCCAGCGCAAUGAAUGCACGAAUGUACAGUGACACGAGAGCAGCAAUAGCCCUUUCUUCAAACCAACUCCCAUGUGGAUGCGUCAAAUCCGUGUAUGAUCCAGAAAAGGCUUGAAGUUUUGAAGGGGCAAACUGUAUUUUUGAUACCAAGGUAAAUGAAGAGAAGUCUCUACUAAACGUAUGCACAUCCUUUGGUCUGCGGCAGUCAAGGUACCUAAGUGAGGUGGCCAUCAGACUGAGGAGGCGCUUAGGCUUUCUAGCCUCCAUGAGCAAACCAACACGUAAGCCAGCGUCACCUGUAAAUGCGUUUAUAUCCAAAAUAACAAAAUUUAAGAACUCCCAAUCACAAAGAGCCGACUGGGCUUUCCCAAAUGCGGCACUGGCGAGAGCUACAGCCCAUCCAGUCACGUGCUUGCCUCGCCUCAGGCUUUGCUCUGGCAAAGUCUUGCCCCGGCUUCUGCCACUGCAGCACUCCCAACCAUUUUCAGGUGGGCACAACCCCACAUAAGCUGAUGUUGCUCAAAUAAACUCCUAAAAAUUUUAAUGUGCCUCAGUUUAUCUUCUAACCACAUUAAAGGAAGGUAUUCUUCUCUCAUUCCAAGAGAGAACAACCUACAGAACUGACGGAAUUCAUUUUUUCUGACAUCUAGAGUCCCUUCCUGAUAUGACUCCCAGGAGGCUCCUACCUCGUCUUAAGUACUAAGUUACGUGGUACUUUCAUUCUACAGGUGCUGCGACCUUCUUGGGUUCCCCUCUUCCCCUCUUUCUUGUAGGAGGAAACUGCUUCCCUAGCUGAGUCCUACAGAUACUGGGUGUAGAUACAGGAUGUAUCUUACGGUCCCCCCUUCAAGGUGCUUGAAUAUUUUAGAAGCUUGGAGAUCCUGACUCCAUGGUUCCAUCUCUUACUGUCUGUGUGAGCUGGAACAAGCCCCUUAACCUCUCCAAGCUUCAGUUCCCUCAGGAGUGGGGGGUUAAGAGCGGUGCUCACUCAUAGGUUUCUUCUGAGGGUAAGUGGAUUAGCAGCCACAAAUGUUUUGGAAGAGUGCCUGUACUAACAUCACGCAAUAAACACUCAGUGUCCGUGCUUGCAAUAAUUGGCAGAGAAAUGCUUUACGUUGCUGUUAUUGCUCCGUUAUGUAACUUAUUUCCAGCGCACACAAACUCUCACUUCAGGGAAGUCCAGACUCUUAUAAUAUUUUUGGUUCUGAUCUACGUUUCACAGACACAAACUGGGGCUUAUCAACCCGUGCUUCUCCAAGGGCCAGGACACACGCCUGUCCUGUCCCAGAACAGAGCAGUUUGUUUUUGUCCACUUUGAUUUCAGCUCAUUUCCAGGUUACAGAGGGAACGAGGGCUUCAGCUCAGUGGCAAAUUAUAUGCACAACCUACACUGUGUUCUACCAGGACAGACCCGGCGAGAGAAAGGCUGGGCUCUUGACGCUGCUUCCUGAAGACCCCCUUUUCUCCCGGAAGAGCAGCGGGCACGCCGACACCAUGGAGAGGAGGAACCAGAGUCGGGGAGUGAGUGAGUUUGUGCUGCUGGGCUUCCCAGCUGCUGGGCCGCUGCGGGCCCUGUUAUUUGCCCUUUCUCUGCUGGCCUAUGUGCUGGUGGUGACUGAGAACACACUCAUCAUUACGGCAAUCAGGAACCACCCCGCCCUCCACAAACCCAUGUACUUCUUUCUGGCUAACAUGUCCUUCCUAGAGAUGUGGUAUGUUACCGUCACUAUUCCCAAGAUGCUAGCUGGCUUUGCUGGGUCCAGACGGGACCAGGGACAGCUAAUCUCCUUUGAGGGCUGCAUGACACAGCUCUACUUCUUCCUGGGCCUGGGCUGCACUGAGUGUGUCCUCCUUGCAGCUAUGGCUUAUGAUCGCUACGUGGCCAUCUGUCACCCUCUCCACUACCCCGUCAUUGUCAGCGGACGGCUGUGUGUGCAGCUGGCAGCUGGCUCCUGGGCUGGAGGCUUUGGUAUCUCCAUGGUCAAAGUUUUUCUCAUUUCUCGCCUCUCUUACUGUGGCCCCAACAUCAUCAACCACUUUUUCUGUGAUGUCUCCCCACUGCUCAACCUUUCAUGCACAGACAUGUCCACGGCGGAGCUUACAGACUUUGUCCUGGCUAUUUUCAUCUUGCUGGGGCCACUCUCUGUCACUGGAGCCUCCUACAUGGCCAUCGCUGGCGCUGUGAUGCGCAUUCCCUCCGCUGCUGGGCGCCAUAAAGCCUUUUCCACCUGUGCCUCUCACCUCACUGUGGUGGUCAUCUUCUAUGCAGCCAGUACCUUCAUCUACGCCCGGCCAAAGGCACUCUCAGCUUUUGACACCAACAAGCUGGUGUCUGUACUCUACGCUGUCAUCGUACCCCUGCUCAACCCCAUCAUUUACUGCUUGCGCAACCAAGAGGUAAAGAGAGCCUUACGCCGUACUCUGCACCUGUACCAGGGCCAUGAUGCUAAACCCGGGAAAGUGAGCAGAGUUGGGUAGAAGGGAGGUGUUAAAUCUUAGAAAAUGCUCUUACACUUAGGGUCUACAUCUUUUAUGAAGUCCAGAGGAUCUCUUAGAGCCUAAAUUAAGGACUAGGGUUUCAAAGACACCACCAAAGAACCAGUUCAGUAUGAGGAAGAGGGGCGGAUUACAAGCUAGAAGCUGGAUUUCAAGACAAGGUCGGAACAUGUAGGUUAGCAGCUGAUUCCAUGUUGUCCACUCUAUUGUCAUUUACAUGGAGCAGGCUCAUGAACCCUCCUUCCUGGUGGGGUGGAAGGGAGUGCCUAUGAGCACAAGACAUGACAACCCCAGGAUUCAAACCAAUGAAAAUACAGAAUUAGCAUGUCCUUAAAUGGCUCUUCCUGGGUUUGGUUCCUGGAUUUUAGUUCUGAGGCAAAAGGUAUAAAUAGGGGAAGUGGAAGAAAGAAACCAUUCAAGGAAUCACAGGCUUCCUUGUGGAAAAGCAUCAGGAGACCUCUGGAUGAUAUCUCUUCCAGCCAGAGGACACCAACCUUAGCCUAUGUGAGGCAGUGGGGCCCCAGGUGAUUAUUCUAAUAAAAAUUACAAGGAAAAGAGUUAGGAAACUGGUGUGUGUGUGUGUGUGUGUGUGUGUGUGUGUGUGUGUGUGUGUGGCAAUGUAUCACCUCCCGGGUUACAGGGGUUUCUUGCUUCAUUUCCUGACUGACCAAGGUCAGUGCGCACAAUGAACUAGUGGCUGGGGUGCAUCGUUAAUUUAAUCUUUAUUCUUCCUAAUUAGAUCACAUUUACUGGUUCAUCAUUUUAUUACCAUGGCCCAGAAGAGUAUCUAGCACACAGUACUAUAGAGAUGUAUUUUAAUGAAUAUAAUUUGGAGCCAUGUAGGCAAGGCAUUUGUGUCAAACCAGUAGGUAUGACUGGCAAUUUCAGGGAUUAAACCCCUCAUAUUUUGCCAGGGUACAAGGAGGUACCAAAUGGCUCAGCCUUGCUAAAAGGAAAUUUGGCAAUAUGUAUCACUAAUACUAAAAAUAUUGAAAACAUUCUAAGACAUAUUUUUGAAGGUAGAAAUUUUUGUUUAUGAUAACAAAAACAUGGAAAUACACUAAAUUUCCACAGAGGACUGGUCGAAUAAUUUACAGUUUAUAUGUUCAAUGGAAUACCAUGCAGACAUUAAAAUAACAUGAUCUAAAUAGAGCUAAUAACAGAAAAAUAUUUCUAAUACAAUAAAUGAAAAUAUUAGGCUAUGGAAUAGUAUCAAAAGUACCAGUCUUAUUUGUUAGUUCAUUUGUUUAAAUAAGACUAGAAGGAAUUCGACUAAAAUACUAGCAGUAACGACGCAUCGAACGCUUUGCUCUUAUAAACUGCACACUGUGGCAAAGGCAUCGGUACAAACAUAUUUAUUUAAAUUCAUAUUGCUUACCCAGUAAAAUACACACUUUAUUCACAUGGUUGGAGAGAUGGUUAGAGGGUAUGCCAGUAUGAUUUUUGGAAAUUCAGCUCCCUACAAUCCUCCAAGACCCAGAACAAGGCUCCAUCAAGCUUCUCUCUGCAGAUCUGGGAGGCCUGUCUUCUAUAGUUCUCUGUAGCUUAAUAAAGUGUAUGAAAGGCUACAAUCUAUAAAAAUAUUGAAUAGUGAUGCUCUACACCUGAAACUAAUAUAUUGUAACAACAGUAAUUCAAUUUUUUAAAGAGAAAAUGAGAGUCUUCUAGCUAAGAUAUCAGGCAUUAUUAGCUAAUCCCCACGUAUUAAAAAUUCUCAUAUAAUAUUCACAACUAUUUGUGCCAAAACAGUUAUGGUACCUUAUAAAUAUCUUGUUACUAUAAUGUAUAAAUGACUGGACACACAGUUCAUCAAAAAUCUAUCACCCGGAGUUCCCGUUGUGGCUCAGUGGUUAAUGAAGCUGACUAGGAACCAUAAGGUUGCGGGUUUGAUCCCUGGCCUCGCUCAGGGGUUA
This is a messenger RNA of Sus scrofa (pig), 4879 nucleotides long. RefSeq names its product olfactory receptor family 6 subfamily A member 2 (gene OR6A2). Gene Ontology annotation, biological process: G protein-coupled receptor signaling pathway. The record is from RefSeq and is a predicted model, not a curated record. NCBI's taxonomy places the organism in Eukaryota, Metazoa, Chordata, Mammalia, Artiodactyla, Suidae. Gene Ontology annotation, molecular function: olfactory receptor activity; G protein-coupled receptor activity. Gene Ontology annotation, cellular component: membrane.